GUCACACCUUCCGCUGCUAGGCUCGCCCACGCCGGGUCGGAUGAACGAAGUCUUGAAGUCGGACCUUACUUUGGAAGCCGUCCUCCCACUGGCGCUGACACGUCGCGGAGGAGUUUUCUUUUUUUUGGUUUUUGGUUAUUUUUUUUCCCCGCCGAGGGCUGAGACAUCUAUCGGGACACGCGAGAAGAUGUUGCUGAAGGAGUACAGGAUAUGCAUGCCUCUUACUGUGGAGGAGUACCGUGUCGGGCAGCUGUACAUGAUCAGCAAACACAGCCAUGAGCAGAGCGAUCGAGGGGAAGGUGUGGAGGUGGUCCAGAAUGAACCCUAUGAAGACCCCAAUCAUGGCCAGGGACAGUUCACAGAGAAACGCCUCUACCUCAACAGUAAACUUCCUAGCUGGGCUCGAGCUGUGGUUCCUAAAAUCUUUUACGUGACAGAGAAGGCGUGGAACUAUUACCCUUACACAGUCACAGAAUAUACUUGCUCCUUCCUUCCAAAGUUCUCCAUUCACAUAGAGACCAAAUACGAGGACAACAAAGGCUCCAAUGAUAAUAUAUUUCACUCCGAGCUGCAGGACCAGGAGAGGGAGGUGUGUUUUGUCGACAUUGCCUACGACGACCUCCCUGAACGCCAUUACAAAGAGGCAGAGGACUUGCGAUACUUCAAGUCAGAGAAGACGUCGCGAGGCCUGCUUCAGGAGGGCUGGAUCGACACGCAGAAUCCCAUCAUGUGCUCGUACAAACUGGUCACGGUCAAGUUUGAGGUGUGGGGUCUGCAGACACGUGUGGAGCAGUUUGUGCAUAAGGUGAUUCGGGACAUCUUGCUGCUUGGACACAGGCAGGCUUUCGCUUGGGUGGAUGAAUGGAUUGAUAUGAGUUUGGAUGACGUGCGGGAUUACGAAAAAAAAAUGCACGAGGAAACCAACGUUAAGGUUUGCAAAGAGCAGGGAGCAGCAAUUGCACCUUCUGAGCAGUCCGCAGCAAUUGCACCUUCUGAGCAGUCCGCAGCAAAUGCACCUUCUGAGCAGUCUGCAGCAAUUGCACCUUCUGAGCAGUCCGCAGCAAUUGCACCUUCUGAGCAGUCCGCAGCAAAUGCACCUUCUGAGCAGUCCGCAGCAAAUGCACCUUCUGAGCAGUCCGCAGCAAAUGCACCCUCUGAGCAGUCCGCAGCAAAUGCACCUUCCGCAGCAAAGAUCCCGAAGGGAGAAGCAAGUACAUGACAAUGGACGAGGUGAGAGAAUUUGAGCGGACAAUCCAGGAGGCCACCAACCAGAAGAUCGGAAUUUUCCCCCCGUCCAUCUCCAUCAGCGAGACGCCAUUGUCCUCCUGUGCCCUCACCGGCCCCGCCAGCGCCCCCACCACCCCUUUGUGCACAGAUGCGCCCGAUUCCCUCUCCGUCCCCAAGGACCGGCCCCGUAAGAAGUCCGCCCCGGAAACCCUGACUCUCCGUGAUACGCCUCCAAGUGAUGUACAGCAGGGAUCUACUCCAAGGCCAUUACCUUCCUCGAAUGACCUCCAGUCCUCCGCACCUUCCUCCAAUUCUGAUCUUGUUGAAAUGGGGGAACAGUAAACCGACCUUGGAACGUCUUCCCCCUGCACUUCCCAGUGAGUUAAGUCUACCCGCCAAAGACUGGUUCCCGAAUGUUGACGCGCUCCACAGCCAUCCCUAGCUAAAGAUAGCCAAGUCAUGAUUAUACACACACCUAAACACCCUAAAAGCAAGUUUAUUGUAUUUUAUUCUUUUGGUUUUUCGAAAGUUUUCCCAUUUAUACACAGCUGCUAACAGUCUAAUUAUGUUAGGCCAGUACCACGCACUGCUUGUCCACAGGGUUGACUUUUGAAUCUUCCACUCAGCUUAUGCAGGGUUUGGGUCGACGAUGUGAGUUCUGGAUGAGCGGGUCCCUGCUGAUCACGGCAUAUUUAGUGAAAGACUCGUUAUUAAGCGCAUUGGCAGCAACAGCCUUGUGUUCUGCACAAUCACGAAGUUUUACAGUGUUGACAAUGGGAAUGAUCGACCUCUUUUCACUUAGUCAAACCGUCCUCUAAAGACAGGGGUGUCCAAUUAAGUACUGUACAUCAGCCUCGGUUUUGGUAAUACAACACACUAAAACCAACUGGACAUAACCUACGCCAAGCAUUCUUAAGUACCGUAUUGACCUGAGUAUAAGUGUCUCUUUAAGACCUGUUUUUUGGAAACAAUAUUCCGACGUACGAGUCAAACCAAGUCAUGUUGAAUAACUGGUGGAUUGCAAUACAUUAUGCAGUUUGAUGGGUUGGCGUCAUGUUCACCAUGAUCUUAAAGUUGGCGUCAUAUACACACACAGGAAGAAAAGAUCUGACUGGCUUUAAGGGAAGUCCUUUGGCACCACCUUCUGGUUUGCACAUACAAAUUCAGACUCUGAAUAUCAGGUCCCAUUGACUUUUUCCACGGGAAAAGUGUUACACUCGGGUCGAUAAAGUAAAAACACCCUUAAGCUUUGUAUUCUAAAUGACCAAACCAAUUUUUUCCAAGGAUUAUUUGGUUAUUUUUGUUUAGUAAUACUUUUAGAAUAAACAUCAGGCCGUUUAAAACGCACUUGGACACCCCGGUCUUUGAACAAUUUCCUGAUUUCUAUGCCACUUCAGAGACCUUGAACCUAUUUUUUCUUGGAGAAAAAUUCCUUUUUGCCAAGUCUUAACUUCCUCCGUUGGGAUUAUUAUGCGCAUUGGCAGCAACAGCCCUGUGUUCUGCACAAUCACAAAGUUUUACAGUGUUGACAAUGGGAAUGAUAGACCUCUUUUCACUUAGUCAAACCGUCCUCUAAAGACAGGGGUGUCCAAUUAAGUACUGUACAUCAGCCUCGGUUUUGGUAAUACAACACACUAAAACCAACUGGACAUAACCUACUCCAAGCAUUUUUAAGUACCGUAUUGACCUGAGUAUAAGUGUCUGUUUAAGACCUGUUUUUUGGAAACAAUAUUCCGACGUACGAGUCAAACCGUUAUCUCCAAGUCAUGUUGAAUAACUGGUGGAUUGCAAUACAUUAUGCAGUUUGAUGGGUUGGCGUCAUGAUCACCAUGAUCUUAAAGUUGGCGUCAUAUACACACACAGGAAGAAAAGAUCUGACUGGCUUUAAGGGAAGUCCUUUGGCACCACCUUCUGGUUUGCACAUACAAAUUCAGACUGAAUAUCAGGUCCCAUUGACUUUUUCCACGGGAAAAGUGUUAUACCCUUAAGCUUUGUAUCAUAAAUGACCAAACCAAUUGUUUACAAGGAUUAUUUGGUUAUUUUUGUUUAGUAAUACUUUUAGAAUAAACAUCAGGCUGUUUAAAACGCACUUGGACACCUCUGUCUUUGAACAAUUUCCUGAUUUCUAUGCCCUUUCCUUCCAGUUCAGAGACCUUGAACCUAUUUUUUCUUGAACGGAAUUCCUUUUUUGCCAAGUCUUAACUUCCUCCGUUGGGACUAGCGGAUACAUUUUAAGCAGUUGAACCAAGAAGAAGAUGCCUUCGCACCACCGGAGCCACAAGGUCAUUCCAUUGCUGGUUGUCAACGUUUGUAAUCACAACCCAAAGUGCAGUUGGCGUCAUUUCACUGACAAGACUUUUGGACUACAGGAUCAGUACAAUCAGUGUGUUCACGCCUCAGGUCUCCCCCGGAACCUCUUCUCUCUCCCUGCUUGUUUAUAUUCCACACCAGUCUGCAAACUCACAAUGUUUACAACAAUCAGAAACUGGUUGCCUUUGCGUAGUCAAGCCAUGGAGCGCACAUGCAGUCUUGGAUUGGUAUUAUGAAGUCCUGAUCACAAAAAUACUUAAGUGUCCUCUAUGCUGGGAUGUCUGGCGGCGUACAGUGCUGUGUAAAAGUCUUUCAUCUUCAUACUCGUGUGGAUUAAAAGUGAGUUUGUUGGCUGGAAAUGACCAAAAAUAGACAUUGGGAGAUUGUCAACACAGAAAAUGCUUAAUUGAAAACGGACAAUCAGUCCUCUUAUUGUUCUGGUAAAUAGCUCGUUUCAUUGAUUCCAUAAUUACUGAAAUGGUUAAAAUACAUUCCCCUAUCUGCACCUUUUGAUCCAGAUCCGACAAAUACCGAAUAAUUAUUGCUGGAUUUUCUGUGCAACCGUUAUUCCAUUUACUGCUUCGAGUCCAAUUGACUGGCCUUAGACUUUUGCAAAGCACUGUAAAUGUGAUUCAACUCUCUAUCCACUUCACGUUAGUGCCAUUUGUGGGGAGGAAAUGCUACGUUCUGGGUACUUUAAUUUAUUUUUCCCUCCCAAACAUUGUAACAUAUCGAAGUGUAAAGUGGAGACUCGUGUUUAUCAAGCUGACUUGUGCUGUUUUGCCUGCAGAGGAUGGCUUCUGUUAAUCACUGCUUUGGUGCUCGGUGAGGAUUGACCUAUCAACUAGAACUUUUCAAAUGGUUUCCUGUCACCAUCCAAAGCCCUAGUGGUCAGUAUUACAACAAAAAUGUAUCAUUUUACCUUCUUUUUAUACGGGGCAAUGACAAUUCAGUGAUCAAACGGCAGUAUUUCAAGUGCUUCUUCUAUAUGCUGCAUGGAAUGUCUCUCUAUAUACCUUUGCGUAUAUUCCACGAAGGAUAUUUGUAUAAGGAUUUAUUAAUGUGGGUGGAAAAAGUGAAUGCCUCAAUGCUACUCAUUUUAUAUUUUGAGCAUGCCAAGAGAAUAUGAACUGCAUGCCACGGUUACAUUCUCACCCAGUAAACCCAAAUAUAUCCGCACUCAAAACACGCCGAUUUAUAAUACUGGUUUUUGCCAAGAGUGCAAUUUGGCAAUGGCCUCAGGAAAGUUUAGUAGGAUAACAUGCAGAAAUGACGCCACAUGUAUGUGAAAGUCUAUAUUUUGAUAACAAUGCCGCAACAUUCCAUGGUAGUGACGGCGAGUCUCCCAACCCCAAAUAUAAGAUCUUUUUCCAGAAAGGGUGUGAUUUUCUUGUGUGUGCCUUACUUUUUGUAUGAAAUCCUACUAAAUGUGAUAAUACACGCAAAUGGGCUAUUGCGUAACACGGCAUAUAUAAGUUUACUUUUUCUCAUUUUGAGUUACUGUGCAUUUGUGGUUAGGAUUUAGCUGGGAAUGGCAAAACAAUUUUGAGAAAAAACAGUCUUUUGCACUUAGGCCUUAAAAUGAACUGCAUUUUUUGUUGUUUCUGCCAAUUCCUCCUAAAAAGAUACCACUGACACUGCUCUUUUUGACUUGCUUUGUAACAUUUUGCGUUUAAUUGUAAUUACGUUCCCGGAAAAGAAGCUAUUUUCCCCUUCCCGCUUGCUUCGAAAUGGCCAUCUGGAGUGCAAAGAUCGUGUACGAUUGUUCUGUUGCGGUCUAACACGACACAGUGACGGCAACGUCUUGCCAUAAACGCCGUUUAAUAUUCUGUACAGUUUUUUUGUUGAUAGAAUUAUCAGUAACUCUCGCUUCUGUCUUUGGAAACCUUUUGAAUCGGCCAUCUUUGGAUAUAUAAUGGAGUGUACGUGCGUCGUCAGGGAUAUAUUUGCUACGUUCCGGUUUAAACAAGCUACCUUUUUUUCAGUUGUGGUCUGCUCUGUUUAAAAGAGUAUUGUAAAUAUUGUUAUGGAUUAAUAGUUUUUGUUUUUUUCAUUGGAUCUGUUCAUGUGGAUGGCAGCUUCAUGAACGUGUGAAAGUAAUGGUGAAUUUCUAACACUGUCAAUUUUUCGUAUUAUUUGUAACACCUUUUGGCGGAUUUGGUGGGUUCGGAUUUUCUUUUUGUUUGUUUUUUCUGGAGUAAUCCUGCUGUAACUUUUGUGGCUACACUUGAGGGAUAAAAAUCCUUUAAUUGAAGGACCAAGCCUUUUUUUUCUUUUUUUUUUUCUGUUGCACUUUGAAUCCGAUCUUAACCUGACGUUACCCGGGGCCUGUCUCACAAGCAAGAAGCUGUAAUUAUUGAACUACUUCCUGUACUCAUGUGCUUUGUGUAAUUGGCCCCAAAAAGUGUUCAUUGGAGAGUUGAUUCAUUGGCUUCUUUGGUAAUGUAAUUGUUUCACUAUUAGAUAAAGGAAAUAAAAAUUCCAUGCAUCCUUA
Molecule: messenger RNA, 6031 nt
Organism: Nerophis lumbriciformis (worm pipefish)
Lineage: Eukaryota; Metazoa; Chordata; Actinopteri; Syngnathiformes; Syngnathidae
Product: cytoplasmic phosphatidylinositol transfer protein 1-like
Biological process (GO): phospholipid transport
Cellular component (GO): cytoplasm
Molecular function (GO): phosphatidylinositol binding; phosphatidylinositol transfer activity
Source: RefSeq, a predicted model, not a curated record